AGUGUUGUUGAAGGAGAAGAAGAAAGGCCAGAUAUGGCGGCCUACAUGAGAAACGUGAUAAUUCUGCUCUCCACGGAGCGAAACGUGUUACUGAGGGGAGGUUGCGACUACACAGUGGAAUCAAGGCGGUAUGUGAGGGGGCUGAGGAGGACACCCGUCAAGGUGUUGUUUCCCGACAGCAACAGGGAGACCGUGGCUCCUCCAAAGGGGUCUGAGGGUCGGAAGGAACCGAAGCCCGCUCCUCCAAAAGCUCCUGGGAUGAAGAGGACCUUCAGUCCUCCAGCAGCGAUCAUGAUCCCGAGCCAUGCGUCUGUGCCUGCAUCGGAGCAAUCAAACAUCACCUUUUCCAAAGACCGAAUCGGAGGACUUCGUUUCGAAACAGCCUUCCCCGGAGACAAAAGACUGGCGAGGGUGGUAAGUAUCGCCCGCUCUCGGACGUUCCGGGAGCACCAGGGUAAGAUCCUUCUGGAGGGGAAGCGUCUGAUCUGCGACGCCCUGGAGGCCGGAGCCCACCCCCAGAUGGUGUUCUUCAGCCGGGUGGAGAAGCUGUGUGAGCUGCCCCUGGACAAGCUGAAGAGAGCCACUCUGGUUAAAGUCAAGUUUGAGGAGAUCAAGAUCUGGUCCGAACUUGUGGCUCCUCAGGGGGUGAUGGCCAUAUUCUCCCGCCCCGACCCGGAGAAGAUGAGCUUCCCCAAGGCCCGCCCCACCGUGCCGCUGUCCCUGAUCUGUGACAACAUCCGGGACCCCGGCAACAUGGGCACCAUCCUGCGCUCGGCCGCCGCCGCCGGCUGCCGGGACGUCCUGCUCACCAAGGGCUGCGUGGACCCCUGGGAGCCGAAGGUCUUGCGUGCGGCGAUGGGCGCCCACUUCCGCCUCCCCGUCCACUGCAGCCUGGACUGGAAGGACAUCAGAGCUCGCCUCCCGGAGCACACCUCCGUCCAUGUGGCCGACAACUACUGUGGCCCCGCGAGCGCAGAAGAAGAAGAGGUAACGGAGCAUCGUCACGCAGAGGUCAGAGGUCAACCUACCGGAGCCCUGAAGGCGGGGGACUACGGCUGGGUGAGCACGCGGCGUGGACGGGGGAACCCCGACCACGACGAGUACGACUCGGACUCUGACUCGGACGACGAGACGGCCGCGGGGCUCCAGCUGCCCCGGGUCGACGCCCUGCUCUACCAUGAGGGGUGGGGCCGGGGGCCGGCCGCGCUGGUGGUGGGCGGGGAGACCCACGGCCUGAGCCUGGAGUCGGUGGGGCUGGCGGCGGAGACGGGGGGCCGGCGGCUGCGGAUACCCAUGGUGCAUGGCGUGGACAGCCUGAACUCGGCCAUGGCGGCCAGCAUCCUCCUCUUCGAGGGACGGAGGCAGAUGUUGGACUCGGUGGAGACUUCCGCAAGGAAAGGGAAAGCGGAGAGACGGCUGAUAUGAGUGCGUUUGUGUUUGAAUGAGGAGUUUGUUUGUGAUGAUUCAUGAGACGUUUUGCCCGUUUACAGUUGGUUUGUGGUGUGUUGGCCUGUACUGCUGAAGGAUCUUUGAGGGCUGAAAGUUUUGAUUUGUAGGGAGAGGGACUGCAUUAAUCAAGGUCUUCAACCACAGGCUCUGAGGUCGUUUUUGUACUGCGAUUGGUUGUCUAGUGAUUUAUAUAUGAAGUUAGCCUACACUGUAAAUAAAAUAUAUAACUCCAUGCGAAUGUGUUGGUAUACAUCCACCCUCUGAGCCAUUUACAAGUCAUUACAGAAGAACACAGAUUUUCUGCUUUUGGCACGGAAGCUUGUUUGUGUCUGAGAAACUGAAUUAUCAUUAAUGACAAGUCCAUUCAGUGAUGGAUAUCACAUGGUUGCCACUAGACUAGGGCCUUCAUAGACGUCAGUGACAUCGGCUAUCACAGCUCCAUAAUGGCUUAAUGUAGUUUUAUACCUGCAGUUGAUUAUUUCACCACAAGGAGGUGACAAUACCUGGCCAAUUGCAGCAUGAUGUGUAAAACAUGUGAGAAAUACUUUAACAUCAAGGUUACAAUUGGAAAACAUUUCAGUAUUUCUGCUCGAUAGUCUUGGAAAGUCUUAAUUCCUCAAAUCUUUCUGUAGUUGACAAUGCAAAUAAUUUGUGCUUGACAGUGAAUUUUUAAUGAUUGUGAAGUCGUGAGUUGAAAUACAACCUGGCAAUGGCAAGAAGUUACACAACAAUUAUACA
Gadus chalcogrammus (walleye pollock) is the source of this 2187-nucleotide messenger RNA. RefSeq names its product mitochondrial rRNA methyltransferase 3a (gene mrm3a). Bases 34 to 1425 code for a protein of 463 amino acids. Gene Ontology annotation, biological process: RNA processing. The transcript is spliced from 4 exons. Gene Ontology annotation, molecular function: RNA methyltransferase activity; RNA binding. The record is from RefSeq and is a predicted model, not a curated record. NCBI's taxonomy places the organism in Eukaryota, Metazoa, Chordata, Actinopteri, Gadiformes, Gadidae.